Messenger RNA from Maniola jurtina (meadow brown), 1390 nucleotides. RefSeq names its product Bardet-Biedl syndrome 4 protein homolog. The record is from RefSeq and is a predicted model, not a curated record. NCBI's taxonomy places the organism in Eukaryota, Metazoa, Arthropoda, Insecta, Lepidoptera, Nymphalidae. Gene Ontology annotation, molecular function: protein binding. Bases 32 to 1369 code for a protein of 445 amino acids. The transcript is spliced from 9 exons. Gene Ontology annotation, biological process: cilium assembly; protein localization to cilium. Gene Ontology annotation, cellular component: ciliary basal body.
CCAUUUUCAGGUCACGUAACUAAAAUUUAAAAUGAGAAAACAUACAGCGUUUGAGAAAAACACAAAUGACGAUUUCAAGCCAGGAUCUCAUAACUGGUUGCUUCACGCGCGAUAUGUUCGAGGUGAACACGCUUUGUGCUUAGACUUGGCGGAGGAUUUGCAGAAACGGACUAACAAUACGCACAGAUAUGCGUAUUUUAUAAAGGGCGCAGUACUAGCUGACGCGGGGAAGUUUCAAGAGGCGGUAGACAGCUUCCACAGCUGCAUACGGCUACACCCACAAGACCCUGAGCCUCUGAAGCAGGUUGCUAAGUGCUUAUUUCGCCAAGGACGUUUUCAGUUGGCACUCGAAGCUUACUUGGAGGCUGACAAAUUGUCAAAGCACCCUGAUCCCGACAUCUACUGCGCUUUAGCGGAAUGUGCUUGGAGCUUAGGGGACCCGGAACAUGGCAUCGAGUGGGCGAGGGCGGGGGAGCGCGCGGGCGGCGGGGAGCGGGCCGGGGCGCUGCUUGCCAAGUUGCUGCAGGCUGUCGGAGACAUGAGUGGCGCUUUGGCAGCUUACGACCAUGCGCUGGCAACGCACGCGUGCGGAGCAGACACGCUCGCUGCAGCAGGCGCGUUGUGCCUACGCUGCUCGGCGCCGCGCCGCGCCUUCCAGCUGCUGGGCGAGGCGCUGUCGCAGCAGCCGGCCCAGCACGCCGCGGCUCUAGCGCUGGCCGCCAUGCUGCUGCAGCACAGAGACGUGGACGCGGGGCUAGCGCGGCUCAAAGCGGCCUUAAGCGCUCACCCGACCUGCGUCGCCGCGCAUUCUAACCUUGGACUCGCUCUGCUGACGAAGAAGAAGUUUGUUGCUGCAUUAACGUGUCUACAAAGGUCAGUGUGGGCAGCGCCGCUGAGCGCGCGGGCGGCUCACAACUUGGGCUACGCGCUGCUGAUGUGCAAGCGACCAGCCUCAGCGUUUUGUAGACUAGCCUGCUCCGCUGCACUGCAACCUACCCAGCACUACACUGUUCUUCUAAUAGCAAUAGCUCUAGAGCGGUUAGGGGACAGCAGAGCCGAUGCUGCCUACAUGCGCGCUGCAAGUCUGGCGCCACAGGACCCGUUGGUCAGGCUCAACCUGGCCGGCAGGCACGGCAGGGCUGGCAGGCUGCUGGACGCGGUGGAGGAGGCUAGGGUUGUCGCUGAGUUGCUGCAGAGGGCACCAGACGCUCAGUUGGCUAGUUCUCUAGCAACCCUCACGGCUCUGCUGCGCGACGCCGGUGCGACUCUGACAGAACUGUCCUCAAAUGUGGCGGACCGCACCACAGAUGCUAAUGCAGACAACUCGCAAGCGACGGGCGAGCCAACCCUUGCACCGGAUGAAGUUUAAAGAAUGAAGUAUUUUACUGAA